UUGCAGUUUACCUCAAUACGUUGACAGCAGUCUUGAUUUUGUGGUACUGAAUAAGAUUCAAAUUAUGUACAGACCCUCAAAUGACUUAUCUCUUGGGAAAGUGCAUUUAAAUAUAUCAUUUAAAAUAUUGCAACUGUAUUCCCAUAGUCUUUGUCUGUUUUUUUUAGUUUUUUUUAAAAUAUCAUUUCUACGUUUUUGUCUCCCACACUGAACGUGAACUUCAGAGCAUUGAUCAUAAUUGCCUACCUGUUUUAGUGAGCAUCUUUGGGUUUAAGCUACAGAAACUCAAAUCAAAGGAGCAUAAGCCAGUAGGGUGAACGUACUGGUUCCCAUCCCCAAACUGGAGAAAGAGCAGAACAGGAGCUACUCUUAGUAAUGAUUAAAUUGAGGGACUGUGUAGGAGUCCUCAGUAUGAGCAUAGUAUUUAAGAGCAUGGAUUCUAGAGUCUGACUGCCAUGAGUUUACAUCCCAUCUCUGUCACUUUCCGGCUUUGUUACUUGGACAGUUAUUUAAUCCCUUUUGUUUCAGUUUCUUCAUCUAUAAAAUGGGGUUACAUAAUAGUACCUACUUCAUGGAGUUGUGGGAAUGUUAAAUGAGUUACCACAUGUAAAACACUUAGAAAAAGACCAUGUACAAAGUAGAAGCUAUAUAAGUGUUGUUAUUGCAUUGCUAUUUAUCUACUUACGUGAUUUUUAUUGUACUGUGAGUUACUCAAGGGCAAUUAUCAAGUGUUAUUCAUCUUUGUGCUAUCUCUCCUGAUGCAACUUCUAGCAUAUAACAAUUCUUCAAAAUACGCUUAUUGGUUAAAUGAUUCUCUUUACCUUCCAAUGAGCUAGUUAUUCAGAAAUUAUCAUCUUUCCUGUUUUAGAAAUGAGAACAGUGAGGCUCAGCAAUAGCUUAUCAAAAAUCACACAACUAAGGAGCAGUAGAUCUGAAAUAAGAAGUCAGGAGAUUGAGUUAGCACUCAAUAAUGGGAAGAACCUACAUUGUAGAAGAAGGUGUUGGCCAAUAUCUUGCAAACAUCGAUCUCCAAGGAAAGGCUUUUGUUUCUGGUCUUUUAAUAGGACAGUGUUCUUCACAAAAGGAUUAUGUGAUACUUGCCACUAGAACACCACCCAAAGAGGAACAAAAUGAAAGCCUUAAACAUCCCAAAGAUAAGAUGGACAACUUGGAUGAAGAAUGGGUCACAGAACAUGCCAACCAGGUAUCCAGAAUGCUACCAGGGGGACUUUUAGUUCUUGGAGUAUUCAUCAUUACAACUUUAGAACUGGCAAAUGAUUUUCAAAAUGCCCUACGCAGACUAGUCUUUGCUGUUGAAAAGUCUAUGAAUAAAAAGAAACUAUGGAGUUUCACAGAGGAGGAAGUCUCAGAACGAGUGACACUUCACAUUUGCUCCUCUACAAAAAAAAUAUUUUGUCGAACUUACGAUAUCCGUGAUCCAAAGAGUUCAGCAAGACCAGCAGAUUGGAAGUAUCAAAAUGGACUAUCAACUUCAUGGCUUUCUUUAGAGUGUACAGUUCACAUUAAUAUUCACAUUCCACUCUCUACUACUGCUGUCAGCUAUGCUCUGGAGAAAAAUACAAAGAAUGGACUUACACGCUGGGCCAAGCAAAUAGAAAAUGGUGUAUUUUUGAUUAAUGGACAAGUUAAAGAUGAAGAUUGUGACCUAUUACAAGGACAGAAAAAAUCUUCUAGAGGAAAUCCUCAAGUGACUUAUCAGUCUUUUGAUGUCCGAGUUCUAACACAGUUGCUCCUGAGUUCAGACCACAGAUCUACAGCCACAGUCCAGAUCUGCAGUGGUUCUGUAAACCUUAAGGGUGCUGUGAAAUGCAGAGCUUAUAUUCACAACAGUAAACCCAAGGUUAAAGAUGCUGUGCAGGCCAUAAAGAGAGAUAUAUUGAACACAGUUGCUGAUCGUUGUGAAAUACUAUUUGAGGACCUGCUUUUGAAUGAAAUUCCAGAAAAAAAAGAUUCUGAAAAAGAGUUGCACAUCCUCCCUCACCGAGUUUUUGUCCCCAUCUCUGGAUCCACUGUAAUGUUAUGUGAUUAUAAAUUUGGUGAUGAGGCAGCUGAAGAAAUCAGAGACCAUUUUAUAGAGAUGUUAGAUCAAAUGAUUCAAAUAGAAGAUUUGGAAAUUGCAGAGGAAAUAAACACAGCUUGUAUGAGUUCCUCUAUGGAUAGUGAAGCUUCUUUGGACUUCACAGAUGAUGAACAAGCAAAACAACCACUUAAAACUACAAUAGUAUUGAAAAUUCAGCAAAACAUAGGUGUGAUUACAGCCUUUGCAGUUGCAGUCCUUGCUGCGGGCAUCUCCUUUCAUUACUUCAGUGAUUAGAGUGAGACACAGCUUUCUGAUCAUCCAGAGACUCUGAACAAUAAUUAUGAAUAAUAAAGACGUAAAUAAUUCAUCUGCAUUUAAGACAACAACAGUCAUAUCUGCUGCCAUAAAUGCCUACUAGGUGUGUUUCUGACUAAGAUGAAAUCACCAGUUGCCUUGUUUAGGCCUGCUUAUAUUAUAGGUGGCCCAGGUUACCAAAAAAGUUAUACAUUUAGGUGGAAGUUGCACAUAACAAAUAAUUAUUAUCUAUUUUUAAAAAGCUUCAAAAUGAUGGCAUAUUUUCAUAGAUUUUAGUCCUGUUGAUCUCAAUCCCACAUUGAUUAGGACAUUGAAAAUUUGAAUAGUUAGAGUUGGCUCAAUAUUUUAGUAAUAGCAGAACCGCAGGAGAAAUUUCUACAAAGUGUAUCAACAAUCUGUUGGGUAAGUUCGUACUCAAGGACUUUUCUAGUAUACACUCAUUUCAAAGAUACUGUGUGUUUUGUUAUAAUGGAGAAUUAGGCAACUUUUCCAGAGAAGUUUGAAUCAGUAAGGACUGACAUAAAUCAUGCAAUUUCUUAUAUUAGUAUAUUGUAACUUUUAAUAUAUUGAAUAAGACUUUUGCUUUAAUACUGUGUUAGCUUAGGUACUGCAGAACAACUCGAUCUUGAAUAAAAUCUACUUUUGAAUGCAUUGCUAGGCUCAAAGAAAUCUGCAAGAAUCACACCUUUAUGUUUCUCCAUCCCAGUUGAUAAUAGUGAAUGCUGUAGUUAGCAUACAGAUGAAGUGUGAUUGUGUGAGGGCAAAUGUCAGUAGCACUACUGCCAUAUGCAGUUUGCUUUGCACCAGAAACAAGGAGAGAGAUCUGAAUCUGAGACUCUGCCUUAAGCCGUUGAAGGAGGGCUUAAGGAUUUAUAGUACCCUAAAGAUCUGCCAGAAGCAGAUAUUAAUUCUCUCAAGGGAAAAACAUUCUUAUUUAGGUACAAGAUUCCCAUAGAUUAAGUCAAGCAAUAUUAUUUCAUGACUAGAGAUUGCCAUGUAUAAUCUGAAACUAGCUAGCAUGAGAGAGAACCUAUAGAAACAACAAACGUUAGAUUUAAUUCUCCAAGUUCUCAUCACUGACACAAGCAAUAAAGGAUGGAACCACAGGCAGAUUUGAAAAAGAACCAAAUACAACUUCUAGAAAUGAGAAAUAUAUUUAUUGAAAUAAUAAAAAAAAAGACAUAGAUAUGUUGAAUAUCAUAUUAGACUCAGCAGAAGAGAAAAUUAGUAAACAGGAAGCUAGAUGUAAAGAAAUUGCCCAGUGAACAGCACAGAAAAACAAAGAACUAUAAAAUAGUAAAAAGAGAUGCACAGAAAACAGGUAUAAAAACUAGAGGUUCUAGGAAGAGAGAAUGAACGGAGGAAAGGCAAUAUUUGGAGAGAUAACUCAGAAUUUUCUGUAUUUGGAAAAUCGAUAAAUUCAGGAAGCACAGCAUAUCCCAAGCACUUAUAUUAAAAAUACAUGCUUAGAUUUAAUGUAGUGAAACUGCAAAAUAACAAAUGCAAGAAUUUUAGAGCAACCAAAAAGGAAAAAAGAGUUCAUCAAUAAAGAUAUGACAGCAAAAUGCUCAGUAUGCUUCUCAAUAGCAGCAAUGUAUCCAAAAGAUAAUAGAAUAAUACCUUCAAAACUCUAAAAAAAUUAUUUUCAGCUUUGAGUUUGUACCAAGAAAAAUUUCAAUAAAGAUAUGUUUGGAUGAAAAACAGAUUUUACCACCUCACACCUUCAUUAAAGAAACUGCCGAAGUAUGAUCUUCAAGAAGUAGAAAAAUAAUUCCAAAAGGAUGAUCUGAAAUCAAAGAACUAGUGAGGAAAUGAAAUGAUAAAUAUGUGUAAAUUUAAUGUAUUGUUUAUAUAAAACAACUAUAAUAAUGAAUGCAGUAAAUAAGAACUAUAAUUGUUAAUUUAAAACUAAAUAAACAUCACUAUUUUACAGUAUUAAUGUGAAAUUUAAAAAUAAGAAUAGAAAAUUCAGACAAUAGCUUAUAAGAUUGGAAGAGGGUGAUUAGGAUUAAAGUAUUCUGAGGAGCUUUUAUUCAGAAAAUGGUUUAAGAUAUCGGUUAAAUUUGAUUAUGUUAAAUACGCAUAGUAAAAAUUCAAGGGUGACUGUUAAGAGAAUAGAUACAGAAUGUACAAUUCCAAAGGAAAGGAAGUUCUAAAAAAUGGAAUAGGAAGAUAAUAAUUCAAUACAAAAAAAAAGAAAGGAAGAAACUACAAGGGAAUAAAACAAAAUUAGAAAAUUAAGUGAUACUAACAAAUCAAACAAUAUUAAUAAUUAAAAUAAAUAUUAAUAGACUACCCAGCUAAAUGACAAAUUGUCAGAUUAGAAUUUUUUUUAUUAAAUUCAGCUAUAUGCUAUUUAAAAGAAAAACACCUAAAACAAGGGCAUGGAGAGAUUUAAAGUAAAAAAAAAAAAAAGUUUUAGG
Molecule: messenger RNA, 4779 nt
Organism: Trichechus manatus latirostris (Florida manatee)
Lineage: Eukaryota; Metazoa; Chordata; Mammalia; Sirenia; Trichechidae
Gene: ODR4
Product: odr-4 GPCR localization factor homolog
Exons: 14
Coding region: 971-2335 (454 amino acids)
Biological process (GO): intracellular protein localization
Cellular component (GO): endomembrane system
Source: RefSeq, a predicted model, not a curated record